Messenger RNA from Elgaria multicarinata webbii, 2293 nucleotides. RefSeq names its product NADH-cytochrome b5 reductase 2. The coding region runs from base 155 to 1081 and encodes 308 amino acids. NCBI's taxonomy places the organism in Eukaryota, Metazoa, Chordata, Lepidosauria, Squamata, Anguidae. The transcript has 9 exons. Gene Ontology annotation, molecular function: FAD binding; oxidoreductase activity. The record is from RefSeq and is a predicted model, not a curated record.
AGAAGCGCACUUUGUCCUUGUGGAAGGGCCGGAAAGGAGCUCUCUUGGGGGAAGGGAGCGAGAGGGCUGGCAGGAAAGGACCGACCGGGGUGAGGCAGUUUCGGUUUGCUCGGAGUUCCCCUUUCUCUCUGAAGGAGAAUUGCCGUCGCGGACAAUGGAUUCCAGUUUGGUUUUCUCUGUAUUGAUCGCUGGGCUGGUGGUUGUAGCAUCUGCCGUCUUAUUCCUUUUUAAAGCAAUGGGAAAUCUGAUGAAGAAAGGUCCAGUUACCUUACAAGAUCCAAACAUCAAGUAUCCCUUGCGUUUGAUAGAGAGAGAGGAGAUCAGCCAUGAUACCAGGAGAUUUCGCUUUGGUCUGCCAUCAUCAGAACAUAUAUUGGGCUUGCCUGUAGGUAAGCAUAGCUGUCAACAUGUUUAUCUCUCUGCCAAAGUUGCUGGUAACCUUGUGAUCCGGGCCUACACUCCAGUUUCUAGUGAUGAAGUGAAAGGCUACGUUGAUUUAAUUAUAAAGGUUUACUACAAAAACGUUCACCCCAAGUUUCCUGAUGGUGGAAAGAUGUCCCAGUAUUUAGACAGCAUGAAGAUUGAUGAUACCAUUGACUUCAGAGGACCUAAUGGGCUUCUGGUAUAUAAGGGGUCAGGCAAUUUUUCUAUCAAGCUGGAUAAGAAGUCUGCAGCAAGAAUGAAAUUUGCAAAACACCUUGGAAUGAUAGCUGGUGGAACAGGGAUUACUCCAAUGCUUCAGCUGAUCCAUCACAUCACAAAGGACCCCAAUGAUAACACAAAGUGUUCCCUCCUUUUUGCUAAUCAGACAGAAGAAGAUAUAUUACUGAGAUCAGAGCUUGAAGAUGUAGCUGCAAAUCAUCCUGACCAGUUUAAACUGUGGUACACUUUGGACAGACCACCUCAAGGAUGGAAAUAUAGUUCUGGAUUUGUUACUGCUGACAUGAUAAAGGAACAUCUCCCUUCCCCUGGAAAUGACACUCUAGUUCUGAUGUGUGGACCUCCAGCUAUGAUUCAGUUUGCCUGUCAGCCUAAUCUUGUAGAACUAGGGCAUGCUAAAGAGAGCACUUUUGCUUACUAAACUUGAAGUUGUACCAUUCUGACUAGUCAAUACCAGAAAUAUAGAUCUUUUGUGCCAAAGUAUGAAAUAUUGUUUGGGUAAAUAACGCUCUGUGGUUUGCCUUUUGCAUGCUACUUUCAUUACAAAAGUUGUUGAUGCUUCACAUACUGAGACUGCAACCUUAUACACACUUAUCUGGGACUAAGUCCCACUGAACUCAGUGGCGCUUGCUUCUGGGUAGGCAUGGCUGGGAUUGCACUGUGAGCUAGUAAUAACUCAGUCAUUUUGGAAACAAGCUCACUCAUCCUGUAUGAUCUCACAUAGAAAUGGUGGCAGGUUUUAUCUUAUCACCAUCACAACCCAAUGCAGAAUUAAGUAUUGAGGGCAAAAAAUGCAUUUUCAAGUUCUGCGGAGCCCUUCAUACCCCCUGUCAGUUGUUGGAGAGGGUGGAAGUAGGAAAGCAUGUAGCUGAGUAUAUCUUCAUUGGUAUGGGGUGAUCAGGGAAAAGGGGGCAUUAAUUUCUCCACACACCCCUACCUGCUUCCGCUCUGCCUUAGGCCAGAGCACAGCCCGACUGAGACACUUUUCUCCGAAGCCUCCUAUUUUAGAAUCAUGUAUGGCACCAUUGUGGCAUGCAGCCUUCUGCUAGACUUGUGGCUGCGCUGAUUCAUGGCCAGUGCAAAGCUCAUGCAUUUGUAUGUAGGAUAAAAACACAAAUGCGACACCGUUUCCCCCCAUAAACUCCAUGUAAACCACUGCAGGUGGAUGUGCACCAUCCAGCCCCUCAACUUUAACCCUGUAAAUGAACAAGGAAUCAUAUUCUGACAGUAUUCUAAUUGCAAACACUUGUGCAGAAUACACUUAAGUUAUCUAGGACAAUAUUGAAGACAAAUUAGGAAAUAAAUACAUAUAUUUGAGCUGUAUUUCUCAUGCACGUCUUAACUUAUUCAGAUUCCAAAUGCUCAUACGAAAGCAGGGAAACAUUUCCUAAUACAAGCUUUGAAUCCCACCAUUGAUUCUUGUGCUCGAAACACUCUGCUCAGAAGUGGUUUACUUUUUAGCUGAACAGCCCACCUGUUCAGACAAUUACUGUGGAAACUUUUGUAUGCAUGCUUGUGUCUCAACACACAUCUUUGUAAUUAAAAAAUGUACAGCAGAGUUUGACAUGCUUUUGAAGAUACAGUGUGUUCUCAGUCCAGAACUAUAUGGCAAUAUAAAUAUGCUCAAAAGCUC